This is a messenger RNA of Lucilia cuprina (Australian sheep blowfly), 1332 nucleotides long. RefSeq names its product protein Rae1 (gene Rae1). The record is from RefSeq and is a predicted model, not a curated record. The coding region runs from base 148 to 1227 and encodes 359 amino acids. NCBI's taxonomy places the organism in Eukaryota, Metazoa, Arthropoda, Insecta, Diptera, Calliphoridae. The transcript is spliced from 3 exons. Gene Ontology annotation, cellular component: nuclear pore. Gene Ontology annotation, molecular function: RNA binding; ubiquitin binding. Gene Ontology annotation, biological process: RNA export from nucleus; transcription-dependent tethering of RNA polymerase II gene DNA at nuclear periphery.
AAACCGCCGCCGAUAUUUUUAGUGUCAACCAUCGACGCCGUCAAUAUUUGUCGACGCAGAGCUCUGGACAGAAAGCAUUUUUUGCAUUGUUUUAUUUUUACAAAAUAAUUUCAAAAUUUAAAGCAAAUUUAAUAUAUACAAAACAACAUGUUUGGCCAAACAACUCUGGGCGCCAGCAAUACAUUCGGUGGUGCUACCACAACAGCCUCCACAAACCGCAUGAAUGACUUUGAAGUAGUCUCACCUCCAGAGGAUUCUGUAUCCGCCUUAGAAUUUAGUCCAGCUACAAUGCAACAGAAUUUUCUGAUUGCCGGCAGUUGGGAUUGUAGUGUACGAUGCUGGGAAGUCGAACAGUCUGGAAAGACGGUGCCAAAAUCUAUGAAAACAAUGGGAGGUCCCGUGUUAGAUGUCAGUUGGGCUGAUGAUGGUUCUAAAGUGUUUAUAGCCAGUGAAAAACAAGUUAAAGUAUGGGAUUUGGCUUCGGAUCAACAAAUACAAGUUGCAGCACAUGAUGGUCCCGUCAAAGUCUGUCACUGGGUAAAGGGUACCAAUUAUUCGUGUUUAAUGACGGGUUCUUGGGAUAAGACAUUGAAAUUCUGGGAUACACGUUCUCAGAAUCCCAUGAUGACAAUUAAUUUACCAGAACGUUGUUAUUGUGCUGAUGUUGAUUAUCCCAUGGCUGUGGUGGGUACAGCCGGAAGAGGUCUUAUUGUCUAUUCAUUGGAGAACAGCCCAACGGAAUUUAAACGUCAGGAAAGUCCAUUGAAAUAUCAACACAGAACUAUUUCCAUAUUUCGUGAUAAGAAUAAGAAAGCCACUGGUUAUGCUUUGGGCAGUAUUGAAGGACGUGUCGCCAUUCAAUAUGUUAAUCCUGUAAAUCCAAAAGAUAAUUUCACCUUUAAAUGUCAUCGUUCUUCUGGCACCACAGGCUAUCAAGAUAUUUAUGCCGUCAAUGAUAUUUCAUUCCAUCCCGUGCAUGGUACUCUAGUAACUGUCGGUUCGGACGGCACUUUCAGUUUUUGGGACAAGGAUGCUCGUACUAAACUUAAGUCUUCGGAAACUAUGGAUCAGUCAAUAACAAAAUGCGGUUUCAAUGCUUCCGGUCAUAUCUUUGCCUAUGCCGUUGGAUAUGAUUGGUCUAAGGGUCAUGAAUAUUUCAAUCCAGCAAAGAAACCUCAAAUCUUUUUAAGAUCCUGCUAUGAGGAGUUAAAACCUCGUUCCACUUAGUUCUAGCAGUCAUGGAAAAUAUUUACGUAUCAUUUAUUCUCUCUUUGUAAUCAACUAUUAUGUACAAUUUUAAGUCAAAUAAACAGUAACAAAAUCCUCUACCAA